UGUCAGGAAACCAGGAAGCUGGCGAGGGUACACUGUCAGCCUUCUCAAGAUGAUGAUUCCUGAGUUUACUCUUGGUUUUUGGGUGCUUUUACAUCUGAUUAGUCCUGUGGCUAAUUAUGCAAAUGGAAAAGUAACUGAGGCAUGUUACACGAUGGUUCCUAGACAUGGCCACACGUCACAGUCAGAGCCUAUUCAUGAAAUCACCUUGAAUCAGACCACAUUCUGUCCAGGAGACAUUAUCAAAGUUACUCUAUCUGGGCCACUAUUUAAAGGAUUCCUUCUCGAAGCCCGUAAUGCUAAGGAUUUGAAUAGCAGUCCCAUUGGUUCCUUCAGGCUGAUUGAUGAAGAAGAGUCCCAGCUUCUGAAUUGUGAUCAAAAAGAGGGAUCAGCUGUCAGUCAUACAAGUUCAUCAAAAAAAACCCAAAUACAGGUCUAUUGGAAAGCACCAAGAAACACUGAGGUCUCUAUACAAUUUUUAGCCACUGUUGUUGAGAAGUUCAAAAUCUACUGGGUUAAGAUUCGCAGCCCAAUACUUUACCCAUCAAAUGUACAUCCUUUUACAAUGUCCCAAACUACAACAGUAUCUUCACCAACAUCAAGACCUAUUGCCACUCUAAAAAAAUCGUUCAGUGCAUUGGAUUGUGGGGGGAAAAAGUUUUGUAUUAGAAAUCCUGUGAACUGUGAUCCAGAGAAUGAAUACCACUGUUUCUUUCUCUCCUUUGAGAGACAGAAUCAUUCAGUGUUGAUUGAAAUGAGUGGCCCUAAUGAAGGCUAUUUAUCAUUUGCUUUGUCUCAUGAUCAAUGGAUGGGUGAUGAUGAUGUUUAUAUGUGUAUUCAUGAAGAUGAGACUGUGCACAUGUAUCCUUCUUAUGUAUUUGGGCGAAGUCAUCCUGUGUUCGAUUCUCCGGCUGUCCUUGAAACUAUGGCAUGGAGGCUGGCUGAUGGUGUUAUUCAGUGUUCUUUUAGGAGAAAUAUUAGUCUUCCUGGUUCGAAGAGAUUCGAUCUGGACCAAAAGUAUUACAUAUUUCUAGCAGAUGGAGUCACUAAUAAUGGUCAGAUUCAUAAGCAUUCACAACAACCUCUGAUUACCAGUGAAAAGCAUGAUGUGACUGCCCAUCCAAAGAAUAUAGGAGGCUCCAGAUCUCCACUCCUCCUGAAGCUUCAUGGUGCAUUCAUGUUUGUGGCCUGGAUGACAACUGGGAGCAUUGGUGUGCUGGUUGCCCGAUUCUUCAAACCUGUGUGGUCCAAAGCCUUCCUCUUUGGUGAGGCAGCCUGGUUUCAGAUACACCGAAUUCUCAUGCUCUGUACCUCUGGCCUCACGAUUGUUGGCUUUGUACUUCCUUUCAUAUAUAGAAAAGGCUGGAGUCGGGCAGCAGGCUAUCAUCCAUACCUUGGUUGUGUUGUGAUGAUAUUAGCAAUUCUUCAGCCGUUUCUAGCACUUUUCAGGCCGCCAUCACAUGAUUCAAGACGGUGGAUAUUUAAUUGGACUCAUUGGGGGACUGGCACUGCUGCUAGGAUACUAGCAGUGGCAGCAAUGUUUCUGGGUAUGGACUUACCAGGACUCGAUCUUCCCUCUCCAGCAAAAACUUAUGCAAUGAUUGGAUUUGUAGCUUGGCAUGUUGGCACUGAAAUACUCCUUGAAAUACAUGCCUACCGGCUCACACGGAAAGUUCAAAUACUAGAAGAUGAUAGGAUUCAGAUUCUUCAGUCAUUUACAACUGCUGAAGCAGAGGGCCAUGCAUUUAAAAAGGUGGUUUUAGUCACCUAUAUCUGUGGAAAUUUAGCUUUUCUCUUCAUAUUCUUAUCUGCAAUCAGCCAGCACUGAUCUAACUUCCAACAGUGAGUGAACAAAGACAAACAGAAUCUUGGACUUGAACAAUGAGGAGAUGAUGAAACUUAAUAUCUGUAUUAACUGCCGCCAAUUGUUUCCUGAAAUUUUAGUUUGGAAGAUGAGUCAAGAAGGGAUUCUGAACUAGGAUCCCUGAAAAUAAACCUUCAACAGUGUUUCCAGGACAAUAAACAUGUUAUAUUCAUUUUCUACAGUCCUUUAGCUACAAGGAAGGUUAUAUACUUCAAUGAACUGGUCCUCAAAUUUUCUCUUAAGAGGUGAGCCUGGUCAAAAACAAAACACAACAAAUUCGGCAAAGAACCUUUUGUGCCCACCCUGUAUGAAACAAAAUCAAAAUCCAACUCACUUUUAACUUUUGGAGAAAAGGAUGUUCUAUUGAGGAAGAUGAAUUCCUGAUUGAAAAUUAUGCUGCAAUAAAAAAAAUACAUGAUUUUUCAUGAAUCCACCUCAACAAUCUCCUUAGCUUUUCUUAAAAUGGGAAGCUAUGUGGUUGGUAGAAGAUUUUUGAACAUGGUAGAAUAACCCAUGUUCUCUGUGACUUAUCUUUGUUGUUGUUCAUUCAUUUCAAUUAUGCUUGAUUCUUUGUGACCCCAUUUGGGGUUUUCUUGGCAAAAUACCAAUGAGGUUUGCUAUUUCCUUUUCCAGUUCAUAUUACAGAUGAGGAAACUGAAACAAACAACAUUAAGUGACUUGCCCAGGGUCCCUACCUUUCUGCAAACAUUUUUUCAAUUAUGUUUGCUGAUUCUUCAUCCAUGUCAUUCCAACUAUUCCUGGUAGUGUCAAGGACCAGAUUUGAACUCAGGAAGAUGAGUCUUCCUGACUUCAGACCCAGGCUUAUUUUAACUUCUGUGGUAAAAUGGAGGCAAGAGAAAAAAACCAUCAUGGGUUUCAUUUAAAUUCCUGUCCCAAGCAUUUUAUGUCCUUGUGCCAAAAAACCCGAUAGCUCAUGAAAUGUCUAGUUCUUCUCUCUUGGUCUAAUGGAAUUCUUUAAAGAGCUUGAGGAGUAAAAAAGAAACACAGACUGUCCCUUUUAACUCUAACCUGUGACUCUUACUGAGGGUGAUGAAGGCAAAACUCACAUGGGCAAAUUGAAUCAAAAGAAUAUUUGUGCAAACUUAUGUCUCACAUCCUCCAUUUAUUUCCUUCCUGAAAUUAAAAAAAAUAAAUGCCUCAAACUGGAUUGCCUUAGAAAAUUUGGAAACUUGUGGAUUGAGGCAGAAAAUGCCACUUUUCAUGCUAAUUUGUUUUUGAUUUUAUUGUCUCUUCUGGUGGGACAUUAGCAGGUUCCAAAGUUGCCAUCAUGCCUUCUAGCCACUGCGUGGUGCUAUAAAACCAGAGACUUCCAUCUUUCUUGUUUUGGUGCUCAGUGAUUCAGACUGAUGCUUUCAUACUGAUAUAAUAUAAAAGCAUUCAGUUUGGCAGCUAUUCCUUUCUAAAUGUAUUUAAGAUCAGUUUCUUUGUUGGGGGUGGGGUUACAUUUGUUGGGAUGAGGAGAGAAAGAGAAAGGAAGGGAGGGUUGCCAUUUUUUCUAUUUUUAGAUGUUUACUUAGGGAACCUAUAGCAAAUCAAUGAAACUAGCCUGAAAAGGGAGGAACAAGAUGUCGCUAAAACAUUCUUUUACAAAAUAGGUAGAGGUGCUCAUAAGUGAUUUUAGAAGUCCUGACUCCAGGUCUGGUGCUCUACCCAUUACACUACCUAGGUACCCUAUUGGUUGUUAGUACAUGGUCAUGAGGCAGUUAUUAGCAUUCAAUUUUAAAUGAUGUUUCUCUCAGUGUUUUUGUUAAUAUUAAAUUUCUUGUCUGGGUCAUUGCCAAUCUCUACUCCAUCCAAGAAAUAUCAUAAGAUGAACUUAUAUUCUGUUUUUUCUGGAUAAAAUAGUCUAUUUUUUUGUAAGUGUGCAUGAAUCAAAAAAAAAAUUAAAGGGUUAACCAUGAAUGUCCUGUCUUUCUAAAUGCAGGAUUUUUAUUUAUUUACUCAUGUGGUCUAAGUAUUUCUUUUUUGCCACUUUGUAUUGUUAGUUUUGCUAUUUAAAAAGGCAGCACAUAGUAAUAUAAAUGCAUGAUAAUUUCUUUUCCUGCUCUUUGCUGGUAGUAAGGAUUUGUAGAAGAAUGAAUUUCUCGUUACAUUUUUUAUUCUCAAUCAAAGGUGGAAAAGUCACUCAAGGGGGAAGAAGAACUUUGAGUGUGUGAGUGAAGAACUGCAGCAGCUGUGAAUUCUCUAGCCAGUUUUCUUCACCUAAGGAAAAUCACUCUAACUCUUUUAUUGGGGGAGGGGGGGUGGAUUGUUCCAUCUAUUGAAAUACUUUUAUGAUACAAUUCUAUCUGUGCUAAUGUUACACUAACAAUUGCAUUGAAGUGCAGAGCUGCACUGUGAUGUAUUUCUAAUUUCAUGCUAAUGGAAAAAGUAAGAAUUAUUAUUUCUCUUAAUCAAAAAGAUCUCCUUCGACUCAGAUUUUGUGCUCAUCUUUUGUGUUUAUCUUUGUCUUCAUUGCUGUAAAGUAUAAUAAAGUCGUAAAUUCU
Messenger RNA from Monodelphis domestica (gray short-tailed opossum), 4368 nucleotides. RefSeq names its product ferric reductase 1. Gene Ontology annotation, biological process: intracellular iron ion homeostasis. Gene Ontology annotation, molecular function: oxidoreductase activity, acting on metal ions. Gene Ontology annotation, cellular component: membrane. Lineage: Eukaryota; Metazoa; Chordata; Mammalia; Didelphimorphia; Didelphidae. The record is from RefSeq and is a predicted model, not a curated record.